GGCCAAAUGGGGUGCCAAUGCUGCCGCAUGGUAAAAAGCUACAUCUAUGACCCGUCUGUGGCGGUGGAUGUACGAAAAACCGACUCAACGAGCAGCUCCCUCUACCAAUCCAACCACCGCACGGGCGGGGCCCCCAAUCAAGACCCUCGCAGCGGCAACAAUAAGCAGAAGCACGGCAUCCACAACCUGGGUUACAGCGACAGCACCCUCAAACUGGAGUUUGACAACAACCAUGUCAACCACAGGCUGCACGCCGUGCCGCCUCUGGCGAAGGAGCUGCACCGGCAAGCAAGCGCACCACCUGCAGAGGGGGGGCUGUACAUCAUCCAACCAGAAGAUGUAGGGCCGCGAUGGAUCGACAUAGGUCCGAGUCAGGUUCCCGUUUACCCCAAGAUAGAGGUGCUGGAGAAUCAGAGGAGCUCUAGCGAGCAGGAACACGGGACCACGAGGAACGGGUGGCACAAGACUGAAGGUCAAAGGCAGUCAGUGGACGAAACAGACGAGGGAGUGGGAGGGACGCCAGAGUACCUGUGCGACACUGGUGACGAAGGUAGCAUCUUAUCUGUGGACAUUCACACCAGCACAACCAGCUUGUCCUCGGGGGGCACGAGGGACGGACUCACACCGAAUAAGACUCCAGACAUUUCUACUGAGGAGAGCGGGAUCUCUGUGACAAAGAGCGAGGAGGACAUGGAGGGGAACGACGACGAGGAGGUGCAGAGCGUCACGGACUCUAUGGUGGCCGAGGCCCUCGCUGCCUUAGAGGCGGCCACUGCUGGAGAGGAUUGUGAGUGACGGACCACAGAGAAACUAGUCAGACUGGGACUUCAGAGAACCUGGACAGAGCAUCCAGAACUGCCAUGAAACUUUGCCAAAGGUUUGAACAAUAAAGUUUUUCUCUUAAGAUCCUAAAACGAACGAAGGAAAGCUCCGUUUACGAUAAGGAGCAGAUUUAUUUUUAAACCCGUGAACACUUCUUACUGUGACAGAACAUACGGCCGGCCUUGUGAAGGC
Messenger RNA from Nematolebias whitei (Rio pearlfish), 1014 nucleotides. RefSeq lists its product as uncharacterized. The transcript is spliced from 2 exons. The coding region runs from base 7 to 795 and encodes 262 amino acids. The record is from RefSeq and is a predicted model, not a curated record. NCBI's taxonomy places the organism in Eukaryota, Metazoa, Chordata, Actinopteri, Cyprinodontiformes, Rivulidae.